CCUAAAAUAAGACGCUUAGCACUUCGUAAGUUUUCUUCUGCGAUAUCAAUACAGAAUGUACGGGCCAAGUCCGUUGUUAACUCUAUUGAUCCGACUUACUACGUACCUAAUCUGAUGAUAUGAUAUUGCCAAGUGAUUUUUGAGAGAAUUUUUUUUAUUAGGAUUUAAAAACUUAUUUUCAAAAAUGACAGAUAGAAAACCCUUCAUCAUCACUUGGAGAAUCAAGAAUUUCAGCUUCUGCUGGCACAAAGAAGAAGAAGAAAUUUCUGGUCCCGAAUUCAACAUAAAUGGGAUGGACGGAAGCAAGUGGAAACUGUAUCUGUUUCCCAGGGCCUCUAAAUCAAAAAUGAGUUGGUCCAUAGCUUGUUAUCUUCACCUCGAAAAAGAAAACGGUCCACGUAGAGUUAAAAUAGCUUACGAACUUUCAGCCCUUGGUUGCGAUGGACUACCUCUUGAAACUGAAACAUGCACUGACUGUUUCAUGCAAGAAAAUGACUGGUCACUACCUUUAAUUCUGCAACAGAAAACAGUGUUUCUUGAAAAGCGUGAUGAAUUUCUUCCAAAAGAUACCUUAACAAUUCGUUGUAGAAUAUGGCAAAUUAACCAGGGAAACAUAACUGCCGAACGAUAUAUUGCUACAACACGAAUUGAGAUAGAAAAGGUACCCCUUUUUGGGAUUGUUAGAAGGACACGUUCUAGAGAGAAUGUUGAGAAUAAAUAUCGUGUUGAAAUUCUACAAGAAUCAACAGAAACUCCAAUUUCCAUAAAUAUCAAAUUUACAAAUGGAUCACCAUAUGCUGAAAUACAACCAAAAAGUCGCGAACUCAAGUUCUGUAAGUGUAAAAUGAAUUUUACAAAUGAUUCAGGGAUGGAGGUUUUAGAAGCAGAGGACGCAUUUCUAUUUCGUCUCGAUUUGAUACCACUUUACGAGAAGAUGCCAGUCUGGAUGUUUCCCCUUCUACCUACAUCUAAAAACGAAAAUUAUUAUCCACAAUAUGGUCUGGAAAUGAACAACCUCGCUCUUCGUUGUGAAAUUGCAUAUUCUACUGGAAUAAUGUCUGAAAAGUUUAAAAAUGUACACUAUUCCAUCAAUACGUUUCAAAAUGGCUGUAGUAUUAAAGAAAAAAGACAAGAAAAUCUACCUAGUUUAAAGGACGACCUAUUGACUUUAAUGCAAAACUCAGAUUACUGUGACAUAAAACUGAAAACGCAAAACAAAACGUUUUCAGCUCAUAAGAGCAUUCUAAGUGCCAGGUCGCUUUUCUUCAAAAACAAGCUUGCUGAUUUUGAAAAUGUAGAUUCUAUCUUUGUUAAAGACAUGGACAAUGGAACUUUAUAUCAAAUGCUUGUAUUUUUAUACACGGACACUAUUGAAAAUUUGGAAUUAGAGAAUGCCAUGAAAUUAUAUAUUGCAUCCGCAAGAUAUGGAAUUCCUUCUUUGCAGCAUAGAUGUUCCUCUUUUCUUCAGAAUCACCUCGAUGCAUCCACUUGCUGCGAUGCUUUAAAAGCGGCCGACCAGUAUCAAGAUAGUGAUCUGAAGAAAGCUGCACAAAAUUACAUUUUGGAUCAUGAAGGCGAAAUUAUUGGCUCUGAUAAGUGGCAGGAUUUGGAACGUUUCACUGAAGUAAUAGAUGAAGUGCGGCACUUAAAAAGAAUGAAGACCUAGGUAAAUAGGAGGAUAUUAUAUUCAGAAUAAAAUCUGUAAUCCAUAAAGAUUGGUGACGAAGUUGUCUCACAUUUUAUCAGCAUACAUUAAAAGAAUUUGAUGAAAAUGCAAGAACUUGACAAAGAUUAAAAGUCUUUCUGCUUACUUAAUAAUUCGAUAAGAUGAUUAAAAAUAUAUUCUCUUAUAUUACUUCUAAGAAAUUGGUCUAUAAGCAUUUAAUAUUCAAGAUAUUGAUAAGAUACAUUUGACUAUCAUAAAGACGCUAUUGGAAAAAUUAGUAGGAAAUUGAUCUUACAUCACAAAUAAUUUAAUUGCGUCCUUUUUUAAUUAACUACUUUUAAUUGCAGUAUUAUUGUUGAUUGUAAUAUUUCUUAAAUAUAUUUGUGCCAUCAUGUAUUUCAUCAAUAAUUCUGUUGCCGACAUUCUGAUUUAUAUAUACAAUCAAAAUUAAUCAAACUAUUAA
Argiope bruennichi is the source of this 2129-nucleotide messenger RNA. RefSeq lists its product as uncharacterized. The record is from RefSeq and is a predicted model, not a curated record. Gene Ontology annotation, biological process: proteasome-mediated ubiquitin-dependent protein catabolic process; regulation of proteolysis. Gene Ontology annotation, cellular component: cytoplasm. The transcript has 2 exons. Gene Ontology annotation, molecular function: ubiquitin protein ligase binding. Lineage: Eukaryota; Metazoa; Arthropoda; Arachnida; Araneae; Araneidae. The coding region runs from base 185 to 1666 and encodes 493 amino acids.